AUGAGCGUCCUCGCCUGGGACGACGUCCGGUACGUCGUCAAAACUAAAGAUGCUGAUGGGAACAACACCGGGAGCAAGGAAAUCUUGCGCGGCACCUCCGGACGCUCGAGCAGCGGUCGCGUCUUGGCCGUUCUCGGCCCGAGCGGAUGCGGAAAGACGACGCUUCUGAACGCCCUGUCGGGCCGUUUGCGCGCCAAACGCGGCGAUGAAAUCCACGGGCGCGUGACGUACGACGGUGCGUCGCUCAACCGCUCCGGAACGUCCGCGGCACUGAGUUAUGUGGAGCAAGAACCGAAAUUCUUCAGUAACCUCACCGUACGCGAGACGCUCACUCUCGACGCGCGCCUGCGAGGCAAAAGCGACGACGACGUGGAUGAGCUCGUGAUGUCGACGCUGAAGAAGAUGUCUCUGAUGUCAUGCGCGGACACAGUCGUGGGCGGGGACACGGGCGGGAAGGCGGUGGCGGGGAUAUCGGGCGGCGAGCGCAGACGCUUGGCAAUUGCGAGCGAAACCUUGGGAUUAGGCACAGACGCUCGAGGAUUAGUCGUGCUCGUGGAUGAACCGACGUCGGGUUUAGAUGCGUUCCAGGCGGAUAAGAUGGUGGAGAAGCUCGUGGACAUCGCGGAGAGGGAGACCGCGUGCGUGGUGUGCACGCUUCAUCAACCGAGGAGCGCUUCGUUCUCUAAGGUGCACGAUUUGUUACUGCUCGCAAGCGGCGGACGCGUGGCAUACCUCGGUCCGAGCGAGGAAGUGGUUGAGUACUUCAAGUCGAUAGGACAUGUGUGUCCGGAUCACUUCAAUCCAGCGGAGUUUGUGAUUGAUUUGGUGAGCAUCGACGUCGACGACGGAGAUGGAGACGAGCGAAUAGAGGCGAGGAGUCACGAGCGCGUCGAGGGCAUCGUGGCCGCGUGGAAGAGACACGAAAGGAAAACAAAAAUAGCAUCUCGGGAGAAGAUGGAGACACUGAUCGCGACGCCCUCGACGAAGGCUGUAGCUCGAAAGAACCGGUGCGGACCAAUGCGGCAGUUUAGAUUAUUGGCUGGCAGAGCGUGGAGACAGGCUAGACGAGAGAUGUGGGUCAAUGGGGUUCGAAUGAUGGCCUCUAUCGGACUUGCUGCCGCGUUCGGGGGCUGUAACUUCCAAGUCGGCCUAGGUCCGCGAAGUGUGAAGCGACGAGUAGCCGUGCUCAUGCAAGCUUGCAUAAACACGUCCAUGCUCGCUCUGGUGAAGAGCUUGAACGGUUUUCCUCGAGAACGCGCGACCGUUCGCCGCGAAAUGUCGCGCGAGAGCGGAGGGUAUAGUCCUGGUCCGUAUUUUCUAUCCAAGCUUCUCAUCGAGACCCCGAUAGACAUGGUCUUCCCGGUCGUUUUCGGCGGCGUCAUGGCUCCAAUGGUGGGAUUGAACAAGGCUGGCCGCAAAAUGUUUUUGACAACGCUCGCUCUACAGUCGGCGGCCGCUUCGUCGCUCGGACUUUGUAUUAGCGCUCUGAGCCCAAACUCGGAAGUUGCGCUCGCGAUCGGGCCGUGCGUGAUGGUUCUGAACAUCAUGCUCGGAGAUACGUCCGGCGCGUUCACGGAGGUUCCAGAUUCCCUCGCGCCUUUGUCAAAACUCUCGCUCAUUCGACAUGCCUUCGAAGGCGUGUUGUGUUCUGAGUUUGAGGGCUUGGUGUUUUCAAAAGAAGACACGGACGCAAAGAGCAAACAGAUCGCUAAAACGGCUAAGGGUGUAAAGAAGAUGGCGCGAAAGUUCCAAGACGGAAUCGCUCCGCGAACGGGCGAGGACGUGCUCGAAGGCUUAGGCUUGCCCACGCGCGGGCACGCCACAAAGGCCGCCAAGUCCCAGGUCGGGGUGACCGUAAUGAACAUCGCGGUGACGUACGCGGCGUUGGUUUGUAAGAAGGGAAAAUGA
Messenger RNA from Ostreococcus tauri, 1908 nucleotides. Its product is annotated as ABC-2 type transporter. The record is from RefSeq and is a predicted model, not a curated record. Gene Ontology annotation, molecular function: ABC-type transporter activity; ATP hydrolysis activity; ATP binding. The transcript has a single exon. NCBI's taxonomy places the organism in Eukaryota, Viridiplantae, Chlorophyta, Mamiellophyceae, Mamiellales, Bathycoccaceae. The coding region runs from base 1 to 1908 and encodes 635 amino acids. Gene Ontology annotation, cellular component: membrane.